AUCUCGUCUACUCCACUCACUCCUCUUGCUCUCUUCUCCUUUUCUGCUCGACCGCUGGCCAGAUAUACACACCGUCUUGUCCAGCUUCGAUCCUCGUCAAUCCUAGAUAGCUGGAGGAUAUAUCUAUCAGGAACUCAGCAUGUCCAACUGCAUCGACGCCUCGGCCACGCCAUCCCCGGAGCCGCCCCCGCCGACGGCGGCGCUGGACUACGACGUAGUGGUGAUCCUGGCGGCGAUGCUGUGCGCGCUGGUGUGCGCCCUGGGGCUCAACUCCGUGCUCCAGCAGUGCGUGGCGCGCUGCACCCGCCGCGCCGUGGCCGACCCCGUGGGAUGGGUGGCGCACCGCCGCGCCAACGCCGGGCUCAAGCGCGAGGCCCUCGUCGCGCUGCCCGUCGCCACCUACGCCUCGCCGGCGCAGAAGCAGCAGCAGCACGCGUCCGCCGCCGGGUGCGCCAUCUGCCUGUCGGACUUCACCGACGGCGAGACCAUCCGCGUGCUCCCCGUGUGCGGCCACCGGUUCCACGUUCCCUGCGUCGACAGGUGGCUCGCGGCCCGCUGCUCGUGCCCGACGUGCCGCCGCCGCCUCUCCCCCGACCGCGGCGGCAGCGCCGGAGAAGGAGUGCACCGCGGCGACAUGCAAGUCCUGAACGCCGUGUGAUGAUACUACUUCUCUUUCUACUAUGUCGGGUUCCGGCCAUAACAUGUUUUGAUGGUUUGCUUUGCUGGCUGGCCAUCAUGAGAGCUUUUUUUCAUUUUUGCCAAUAAAAGACCACCAUGCGUUUAACAUUA
Hordeum vulgare subsp. vulgare (domesticated barley) is the source of this 789-nucleotide messenger RNA. RefSeq names its product RING-H2 finger protein ATL73-like. Bases 140 to 658 code for a protein of 172 amino acids. NCBI's taxonomy places the organism in Eukaryota, Viridiplantae, Streptophyta, Magnoliopsida, Poales, Poaceae. The transcript has a single exon. The record is from RefSeq and is a predicted model, not a curated record.